Messenger RNA from Prorocentrum cordatum, 1128 nucleotides. The record is from the annotation of a GenBank genome assembly. NCBI's taxonomy places the organism in Eukaryota, Dinophyceae, Prorocentrales, Prorocentraceae.
ACCAGCUUGACCAUGGGAGUCGAAGCGUUCGAUGUCCACGAACUCCUCAUGGACACCCUACGCCAGGGGUUCAGCUGGCUCGAAGUGGUCGGGGCUCGGCGCUUCGAGGCCGCCCCUGCGGGUACGAAAGAGCACGAUGAGCAGGUGAAGUUCCAGGACGAGAUAGAGGUCAACGGCAGGAUCUCCAUCGAGAAGGUCGCGUCCUUGAGCGCCGAGUACAAGACGGCCAUGGAGCAGGGAUUGGAGUGGGUCGUCGUACGACACCAGGUCGACCAGCAUUGCCCAGGCCUGGCAGGAUUCCUCCAGGCCGCGGGGAACGCAGGCCACGGGACCCAACGCCAGCAAACUAAAAUGCAAACGCUGCUUCAUAUCCAUCAGAAGGCCACUCGCAAGUUGAAGCAGCCGCCCGCAGAUCCUGAAGCAAUUUGGGCCGCCAUCACCUCGGACAUCGAGCGGGUGUGCCCUUUCCUGAAAGGGCAAGUGGUUGACAUGUGCAUGUUUGUUCGGCACUACUCGGGAGGCGAGGGCGGACAGUUUCUCAAAGACUUGGACGCUUACUCGAAGUCGUUGACCCUCCGACGCGACGUGCCUGGGAUGCUCUUCAAGGCUCUCUCCCAGGUCAAGCUCGCGCAGGGGCCUGAAUACCUGAUGUCUUGCAUCAUGGCGUCUUUGGUGGCGCCAGAUGGCCACGUGCAGCAGGGCGUGGCGCGGCCCCUUCAUUCGGCUGACGCUGCGACCAUCGACAAGAAGAACAAGUCGGCCAAGGCCCACCUCGCCAAGGCAUGCCUGCCCGCCGCGGCAAAGACGCGGCUGCUCGGGGAGAUGCAGGUGCGUUUUGUCAUGCACAUCCAGAAGAAGAGCCGCGGCAGGCGUGAGUUCGGGUCCUUGCUGGAGAUCGCGGACGCCUUCCUCGAGGACGUUGGCGAGGCCGCCCCCGAUGCCCUUCAGCUGCAACGGCCUUGGGCCGCGUCGGAGGAUAAGUCAGAGACCCAGGCGCCCUCGCAGCCUGCGCAGGGAUCCGGCAGCGGCCUCGUGGAGUUCACCGAGACUGGGGUUGGAGAGGAGGCGAUGGCGGCGGGCGGUUUCGUGGUCGGGGCCAUGGUCUUCAACGUAGGCGCCGCGGAGACG